CCCCCCACGCCCUGACAGGCCACUUGUCACUCAACCCAGGAAGCAGAGUGAUGAGCUGAGAGGGCGAGCUCUUUAUAAGAGCCCCACAGAACUCCCAUCAACAGAACCAGGCCUGCUCCCUACCGACUGAUCCAGAUCCAGCAUAGCCCGGUCCAGCUCAGCUCGUCUCACCGCGUCUCAUCCCUGCAAACAAAACCCAGCUCUGUUGGAGAUGAAGGUCUGCCGAAUCCACUGUGCCCUGGCCCUGCUGGGUUUGGCCCUGGCCAUUUGCAGCCAAGGAGCCGCCUCGCAGCCCGACCUGGACCUCCGCAGCCGCAGACUCCUUCAGAGGGCCCGUGCCGCUAGCAUUGCCACACAGGAGUGGAGUAAGCGAGUGAUGGAGGACAUUCUAUCCGAACUGUCCUUGCCUGAGGUGGAGGCCCAGAAAAGUGAGGGGUCCACGGCUGAGGCCAAAGAGGAUCUGGAGCGCUCAGUGGACAACUCCAACAACCUGCCCCCCCGCGAGCGCAAAGCUGGCUGCAAGAACUUCUACUGGAAGGGCUUCACUUCUUGCUGAGGGAAGAAAAGUCUGACCACCUUAUGACACGAUGCUGCCAAUCACAUCACACCGCCAACCUGCAUCUGACUAAUGCAGCCAAUCAACAGCUAGCUGUGCCUGAUGACAAUUCUUGAAAUCAACAGAAUGAUGUACCUGUCAAAUUUAUGAAAUAAAGAGAAAAUCAUUUUA
Messenger RNA from Salvelinus sp. IW2-2015, 727 nucleotides. Its product is annotated as somatostatin-2-like. The record is from RefSeq and is a predicted model, not a curated record. NCBI's taxonomy places the organism in Eukaryota, Metazoa, Chordata, Actinopteri, Salmoniformes, Salmonidae. Gene Ontology annotation, cellular component: extracellular region. Gene Ontology annotation, biological process: regulation of cell migration. Gene Ontology annotation, molecular function: hormone activity.